Ricinus communis (castor bean) is the source of this 3128-nucleotide messenger RNA. Its product is annotated as septin and tuftelin-interacting protein 1 homolog 1. Gene Ontology annotation, cellular component: U2-type post-mRNA release spliceosomal complex. Gene Ontology annotation, molecular function: nucleic acid binding. Gene Ontology annotation, biological process: spliceosomal complex disassembly. Lineage: Eukaryota; Viridiplantae; Streptophyta; Magnoliopsida; Malpighiales; Euphorbiaceae. The transcript has a single exon. The record is from RefSeq and is a predicted model, not a curated record. The coding region runs from base 250 to 2901 and encodes 883 amino acids.
AUUGCCUAAUACCAAAACCCUAAAUUAAGCCCAAGCCCAAGCCCAACACUCACCCGCCUUCAGUUUUCUCCUUCGCAUUUCAGUAUAGUUUCAUUUUCUUUUAAUUUUCUUUUUCUUAAAUCACCCAGUUUGGUUUUGGUGUAUUCCUGCUUCAAAGGUUAUUUCUUCGAUUCAGUUCUCUGAUUCCCACUAGGUUAUAGGGUUUUUUUGCUUCUGUCUCUUUCGGAUUAAAUAACAGAGCUUGUAAAGAUGGACGAUUACCAAGAAAUGGAGAGAUUUGGGAUGGAGAACGAUUUCGAAGAUGGGCAAUGGAUAAACGGCGAAUUUUAUUACAAGAAUCGCAAAGAAAAGCGCAAGCAGACUAAAGACGAUGUUUUGUACGGUGUUUUCGCUGAUUAUUCUGAUUCUGACGACGAUUAUGAUGGCGGCUCUUCAAGAAAACGGAAAAAAGACCGUGAUUUUGGACGGAAAGCUGACCUGACUAAGCCUGUCAAUUUUGUCUCCACAGGUAAAGUCAUGCCUAAUCAAGAAAUUGAUAUUAGUAAUAACAAUAAUGAUAGUUUAAAAGAAGAAACUGUUGAUGAUGAUAUGUUUGCCGAUGAUAAUGACAGGGUAGGGUUAGGGGCUGGUUUGGGGUCAGGGCUAGGAUUUAGUGCAGGGUUAGGGUUUACUAAUAAUGGGGUUAAAAAAACUAAAGGAAGCAUGGAUUCUGAUGGUGGUGGUGGUGAGGAUGAGGAUGAAAAGAACUUUUUGCCGACCGAAUUUGGGAGGAGGAUAAGAGAGGGGGCGCAAAGGAGAGAGCGAGAGAGAUUGGAGAAGAAAGAAAAGGGAGGAUUAGGAGGAGGGAGAAGGGAAGUGAAAGGUGGGGAUGUUGGGGAGUUUGAGAAGCAUACAAAAGGAAUUGGGAUGAAAUUGUUGGAGAAAAUGGGGUAUAAAGGAGGUGGGUUGGGGAAAAAUGAGCAAGGAAUUUUAGCGCCAAUUGAAGCGAAGCUGAGGCCAAAGAAUAUGGGUAUGGGGUUCAAUGAUUAUAAAGAAACUUCGGCUAAAUUGCCACAAUUGGAGGAGGAGAAGAAGAGUGUGAGUAUAAGUCAGAGCCAAAGUUUGAGUCAGGGGAGAGCAAAGGAGAGGUUGUGGAUGAAGGGGAGGAAGAAGAAGAAAGAGGAGUAUAUAACAGCAGAGGAGUUGUUGGCAAAGAAGGAAGAAGAGGGUUUUCAUGUUGUACAAAAGGUGCUUGAUAUGCGGGGGCCACAAGUGAGGGUUCUGACAAAUUUGGAUAACUUGAAUGCUGAAGAGAAAGCUAGAGAAAAUGAUAUCCCGAUGCCAGAACUUCAGCAUAAUUUGAGGUUGAUUGUGGACAUGGUGGAAGUUGACAUUCAGAAGAUUGAUAGAGACUUAAGAAAUGAGAGGGAGACCGCAAUUAGUCUGAAGAAUGAGAAGGAGAAGUUGGAAAUGGAAGCUGCUCGCCAGAAGAAACAAUUGGAUAACAUGGAGGAAAUCAUGAAUAUGCUGAGCUAUAUUGAGGAACAGAAUUCUUCUGGAACCUUGACGUUAGAUUUGUUAGCAAAGUGUUUUACUGACUUAAGAAGGAAAUUUGCAGACGAUUACAAGCUUUGCAACUUGUCUUGCAUUGCUUGUUCAUUUGCUUUACCUUUGUUUAUUAGGGUAUUUCAGGGAUGGGAUCCUCUCAGAAAUCCAUUGCAUGGUUUGGAACUCAUAGAGUUAUGGAAAAAUGUUUUGCAAGGGGAUGAAAGUAAUGAUAUAUGGGAUGUAGGUACACCUUACACUCAGUUAGUAUCAGAAGUAGUUUUUCCUGCUGUAAGAAUAUCUGGCAUUAAUACAUGGGAGCCUAGGGAUCCUGAACCUAUGCUCAGAUUUUUGGAGUCAUGGGAGAAGUCAUUGCCUGCAUCAGUUGUCCAGAGCAUAUCAGAUAAUGUGGUCUUGCCAAAGUUGUCUAGUGCAGUGGACUCAUGGAACCCUCAGCUGGAGACUGUCCCAAUCCAUGUUUGGGUGCAUCCAUGGCUGCCACUGCUGGGACAGAAAUUGGAGUAUUUAUAUGAGAAAAUACGGAUGAAGUUGUCCAUGGUUCUUGAUCGAUGGGAACCAAAUGAUACAUCUGCAUACACCAUCUUGUCUCCUUGGAAAACUGUUUUUGAUUCAGCUAGUUGGGAACGUCUAAUGUGUAGAUUUAUAAUUCCUAAAUUGGAGGUUGCACUGCAAGGGUUCGAAAUAAACCCAGUUGAUCAGAAGCUUGAUCAAUUCUAUUGGGUCAUGUCAUGGGCUUCUGCAAUUCCUAUACAUUUAAUGGUUGAUAUGAUGGAGAGGUUUUUCUUUGAAAAGUGGCUGCUAGUUUUGUAUCAUUGGCUGUGCUCAAGUCCAAACUUACAGGAGGUUCAUCAAUGGUAUAUAGGUUGGAAGGGACUCUUUCCACCAGAGCUGCAGGCACAUGAACAUAUUCGGUAUCAAUUUACUCGCGGCCUUCAAAUGAUUGAUAAGGCCAUUGAAGGUAUGGAAGUGGUUCAACCUGGUUUGAGGGACAACCUUACUUAUCUUAGGGCACAAGAGCAAAGGCAGUUUGAGGCUCAGCAGAGAGCUGCAGUACAUGCAAAGCAGCAAUCUGCGAUGGGUAUGGCAAGCACAUCCCAGGCAGACAGUAUGGGUGCUGGCCCUCAGAUGACUUUGAAAGAAGUUGUUGAGGCCCAUGCACAACAACAUGGAUUGCUAUUCAAACCUAAAUAUGGCAGGACAUUCAAUGGGCAUCAAAUUUAUGGCUAUGGUAACAUAAGCAUUUAUGUGGACUCUGUACAUUUACGGUUGUAUGCCCAGAAGGAUGAAGAUUGGUUCCUGACAAGUCUUGAUAAGUUGCUUGAGAUGCAUAACAAAUCUUUUACAAAGAGACGGUGAGAUUUGAGCUCCUGGGGAGUUUUUGGGUUGUGGAACCGUGUCUUGAAAAGCAGGCGAUGCUUUUUAGUGAAUAUAGGCUGUACGCAUCAGGCAUAAAUUAUUAACAGCUUAGCUUUUUGUAUUCUUUAUGUGUAUUAGGGACAGGGCUUUUUGUUGUAAGAAAAGAAAAGUUGAACUGAUCUUUGUGGACAUUACCUUAGUUAUUAUGCAUUACUCUGAUUUGUGUA